Messenger RNA from Truncatella angustata, 690 nucleotides. RefSeq names its product histidine phosphatase superfamily. The record is from RefSeq and is a predicted model, not a curated record. Gene Ontology annotation, molecular function: phosphatase activity. The transcript is spliced from 3 exons. The coding region runs from base 1 to 690 and encodes 229 amino acids. Lineage: Eukaryota; Fungi; Ascomycota; Sordariomycetes; Amphisphaeriales; Sporocadaceae. Gene Ontology annotation, cellular component: cytoplasm.
AUGCCGCCGCAAGUCAUCCUCAUUCGCCAUGGCGAGGCCGAACAUAUCGCCUUGACCCCAUUGAGUUGGCUGGCGACUGACCUUGCUGAACAAGAUUGGACCCUCCAUGACCCAAACUUGACUGAGAAGGGCGCAGCGCAAUGCAAGCAGCUGGCUAUUGACCUUCAAACCAGAUAUACCUUUCCCCAGGAGACAUUGAUCGUCGUCAGCCCGCUCGUUCGGACGCUCCAGUCCUUCCAACACGGACUCGCAUGGCUGGCCGAAAAGGGAGUUCCCGUUGAGCUCCGUGCCGAGUGGCAAGAGACUACGGGCAACCCAUGCGACAUAGGAACCGAAAUUGACAAGAUUGCACCAGAAUGGCCGCACCUGGAUUUCUCAACGGUGGACAAGGCAUGGCCAGCAAAGACGGGAUUGUAUGAUCCGUCGCAGGAGGGACUGCUGAACCGCGCAAGAGUCGUGCGGGAGUGGCUGUACCACAGACCUGAGAAGUACGUCGUGGUCAUGACGCACUCGGGGUUCAUUAGAAGGGUCGCCCCGAGCAACAGCAAAUAUGCGAAUGCUGAGUUCAGGAUUUACAAUUUCGCCGUGGAGGAUGAGAGCGACGACAGAGCCUUCCACCUCCUUGAGAUCGAAGGUGUCCAUCAGUCCUUGAGCACGAAAGCUGCAGAUUCCGAAGAUAUGGCUGCCUAA